Molecule: messenger RNA, 434 nt
Organism: Aspergillus ruber CBS 135680
Lineage: Eukaryota; Fungi; Ascomycota; Eurotiomycetes; Eurotiales; Aspergillaceae
Exons: 1
Coding region: 16-315 (99 amino acids)
Source: RefSeq, a predicted model, not a curated record
AAUUGAUAUAAUGACAUGGACAACUUCGACUGCUCCGAGCUCAGGGCCCAUGAUCUCUUGGCCUCUUUCGUCUCUUUCUUGUUUUAUGAUGCCUUGGCAGGAGACUUUGCUGUCGGGUAUGCAGCAGAAAAUGUACUACAGAAAAAUAGCUUUGACACGAUUCAUUUUGUUCUCCCACUCGCAUUUUCAGCAAGUGUUAUCUCACGCUUAUUCCCCUCAAGAUGCACAAGCCAGAACCCACAACUACUAAUGAGCAAGCGCCAUUUUGCCUCUUCCAAUGCCCGAAUGAAAUCAUUAAGGUUACCAGCUACCUAAAGCUGAGCCAUUUAAAUGCAUUCUUCCAAGUUUCACACUCUUUACACACAGUUCUUCGCAAUACAUUCUACAAUCGCGUAUGUACUACUUUGAUAAGUUACGGUUUUCCUUUUGCCAGU